This is a messenger RNA of Bursaphelenchus xylophilus (pine wood nematode), 1539 nucleotides long. The record is from the annotation of a GenBank genome assembly. Lineage: Eukaryota; Metazoa; Nematoda; Chromadorea; Rhabditida; Aphelenchoididae.
AUGCUUCGGAUUUGCGGAUUUUUGGCUAUUUUUGCCAUUGUCUUUGGUCAGGAGAUUGGUAGUGGCGCAGGAAUCAAGAAGGGAAAUGGUAUUGGUCAAGGAAUUGGCGAUGGAGCAGUGAAACAUGGAGGAAUUGGGCAAGAAAUCGGGUCCGGAGCUGUAAAGCAUGGAGGAAUUGGGCAGGACAUUAGGCAAGAUGCUGGGAUUGGAGCUGGAAACACGAUUGACCAGCCAAUUGCCCCAAAAGUCGGUGGAAUUGGACAGGAUGUUCGAAAAGAUUCAGGAAUUGGAGCUGGAAAUUCGAUUGUCCAGCCAAUUGCCCCAAAAGCAGGUGAAAUUGGUCAAGGAAUUGGGUCUGGUGCUGUGAAACACGGAGAAAUCGGGCAGGAUAUUAGACAAGAAGCAAGUGUUGGGCAAGGAAUUGGCUCUGGGAACACCAUUGACCAGCCAAAUGCUCCAAAAGUUGGUGAAAUUGGGCAAGGAAUCGGAUCUGGAGCUGUGAAACAUGGAGAGAUUGGACAAGAUCUCAGAGUUGGGAAUUCAAUCGGACAAGAGGUCGGAAGUGGAAUUGGACAACCAAUUGCUCCAAAAGCCGGCGAGAUUGGGCAAGGAAUUGGAGGAAACAGAGCACGACGCUUUCUUUUUGCGCCUUAUUCCAUCAAUUGUAAUCAUAAUUUGGGCCCUCGGGUUUGCUAUCGAACCUAUGAAGAUGGAGAUUUCCUUCAAGUUCCGAAAGGAUUUAGCUGCUGGAAGACUGAGAGAGGGAACCCAAGAUCACCGCUGAAUUGCACAGAGAAUGGUGGGUAGUUUGGCAUAUGACUUAAUUAUGAUUGGGUGGGGAAUCUCAACAAGUAAUGUACAAGUUAUCUAAAUAAAAACGGCAAACAUGCUGUGUAGUAAUUAUGUUAUUUUUCAAUCCCUGAAAAGUUUAGCUCAUCCUUUAUUGAGGCAGUUGAGAUAUUCAACAAACUUUCUUGAGAUUAGCUGACAGGGGAAGUACCCCAAGUGCGACGCUCAGAUUUUGAUGAAACUUGGCACAAAAUUAGAAUAAUUUUUUCUAAGAUAUAUGCGAGAAUCCUAGCUCGCGCUUUGCAGAAACAACCGAGAUUUUUAUAUCGAAAGUUGGCGAAAAUUUAGGACUUUUUGCCGAAUUUUGGCACAAAAAGUUUCAUUCCGAUUUCUACCGUAAAGGAUAAUGUUUCUACAAAAAAUCAAAUUUUUCCGCACGAAACUGCCAAAGUUAUGGCCGAAAAGCGUUUUUCUCUCUGACCGCUCUCCACGUUUAGCGUGCUCUCUCGGCGGCAUAAAUCGUCCGAUAUCUCGGCGGCGCCUGCAAAGCGCGAGCUAAAACUUUCAGGAAUUGAUAUUUAGUCCAUACCCGACGCGCGUGCAAAAUUUAAAGAAAAUCUGAGCGUCGCACUUGGGGUACUUCCCUUGUGAGGUGUGGAUUACUGUAAUAUAAUAAUAACAUUGCACAUUUCAGCCUACAUAGACCUCAUCGUCAAGAAGGAAAAGAACCUCGAAAUAACCCAACUCUAA